AUGGCCGAGAUGGAGGCCCACUGCACCAAGUCGUCAGGAGACAAGGGCUGUCAUCGGUCCCCUCUUGGCGGGGUUUUGGGCCCCAGUGGACUCGGAGCUGAAGUGGCCGCUCCCGAGAGCGCGAAAUCCCAUCACAUCUCUUCGGCCAACUUGGCCUGUGUCGAGGCUAGAUUGAAGGGUCAUUGUGUGCCUGUCGGCCGGUGA
This is a messenger RNA of Protopolystoma xenopodis, 204 nucleotides long. NCBI's taxonomy places the organism in Eukaryota, Metazoa, Platyhelminthes, Monogenea, Polystomatidea, Polystomatidae. The record is from the annotation of a GenBank genome assembly.